Bombyx mori (domestic silkworm) is the source of this 5194-nucleotide messenger RNA. It is a transcript of the gene FER, whose product is annotated as tyrosine-protein kinase Fer. The transcript is spliced from 13 exons. The record is from RefSeq and is a predicted model, not a curated record. Gene Ontology annotation, molecular function: ATP binding; non-membrane spanning protein tyrosine kinase activity. The coding region runs from base 377 to 2797 and encodes 806 amino acids. NCBI's taxonomy places the organism in Eukaryota, Metazoa, Arthropoda, Insecta, Lepidoptera, Bombycidae. Gene Ontology annotation, biological process: peptidyl-tyrosine phosphorylation.
AGCAGCGAGGACGCUGCCGCUUCUGUCUAGCCGGUGAAUCGAGUGGGCCCACCGUGCCUGCCUCCGUAACGCUAGAUGGCAUUCAAGUCGCACCCCGUUACCGAGCGGUUGUGUGUUCCGUAGCUUGUCGUCGUUCUAACUUUCCGCGUGCUCCUCUCGUUCGUGAAGAACGUUACAAUUGGAAGUUGCUUUUUGUUUGAAAUUAUUUAACCGUCAACUCGGUUUCGACUUUAAUAGCCCACCUUGCAACGCCUUUACGCUUGUAAAUUUUCUUUCGAGGGGUCGCAAAACAGUGUUGGUGUGAUAAAAAAAUAUGUGAUUUGUGUUGUGUUUAUGUUUGCAAUGUGUGGUUUAGUGUAGACGUGGGUGGUUCACGAUGGGAUACACUACGAAUGGCGCGGGUCGGGCAGCGCACGAGGCGCUGUUGGCGCGACAGGAUGCUGAGCUAAGGCUCAUGGAAGCUAUGAAGAGAAGCCUCCAAGCAAAGAUGAAAAGCGACAGAGAAUAUGCUCUGGCGCUAAGUGCUGCGGCUGCGCAGGGGCAGAAGAUGGACAAAUGCGAAGAGCUAAAUGGAUCGGUGAUAGCGGCAGCAUGGCGUACCAUGACCGAGGAGUGGGAUAACACAAGUCGUCUCAUCAAAUUGAAUGCCGAAGCUCUCGAGUCUCGAGCUCUUGAUCGCCUCACCACACUGAUGACAGAACGAAGGAAGGCGCGCAAAAUGUACCAGGAGGAUCAUACAAAAAUCUCUUCUCAGUUCACACAGCUAUCCGAAGAAGUGCAGAGAAAACAGAGCGAGUACCAAAAGUGCCUUGAGUCUUACAAACAGAUGCGGGCCAAGUUCGAAGAGAAUUAUCUCAAAUGUCCAACUAGCAGGGGAGGGAGGAAAUUAGAUGAGACGAGAGACAAAUAUGGCAAAGCGUGCAGGAGACUCCAUCGGGCACACAACGAGUAUGUGUUAUUGUUGGCUGAGGCGACCGAAUGCGAACGAGCCCUUCGGACUGCAGCCAUCCCUGCGCUUUUAGAACAGCAACGUCGCCAGGGGGAAGCUACUGCUACUUCUUGGAAAGGGAUCCUUUUAGAAGUGGUGCAGCGGUCAGACUAUAGUACCGAAAAGUUCAGGGAGAUCCAGACCAAAGUCGAGACUACAGUGCAGAAUCUGAGGCCACAAGACGAGUACAAAGAGUUCUUAGAGAAGUAUAAAUCGCCUCCAUCGACACCAGUGAUAUUUACAUUUGACGAAAGCCUAGUGGAAGACACGAGCGGUAAAUUACAACCAAAUCAACUGACAGUCGAUAAUCUCACAGUUGAGUGGCUGAAAGAGAAACUCACAGAGCUGGAGGCAACAUUGCAGGACAACAGAGAGAAACAGACCGCUUUGCAGGGACCAGAAAUUAUAGGGAAUGGGGUUUGCAAAAACAACAAUACCGGACUCACGAACGGCGUAAAUGGAAUCGACAGGCAUUCUCCUCCGCCGAUUCCCGUCACAACAUCGGAGCCCAUAAAGUUGUUAGAGCUACGCGUAGCAGAACGCAAAUGUGCGAAACAAGCGGAGAUGAUACGAUCCGCGUUGGCCGAACUAGGAUGUGAAGAAGCGCCCAGCGGCUGCCCGGAUCUGUCGGCCGAGACAGUCGGCGUUGAUAGCUUAGACGGAAGCUCUCCCGAUCAUCAGGUGAGCGUGAGUGAGACAGAGCGUUCUCUAGUGGAACAGGAGUGGUUCCACGGUGUAUUACCACGCGAGGAGGUGGUGAGGCUGUUGCGUAGUGACGGAGACUACCUAGUCCGUGAAACAACCAGGAACCACGCGAGGCAGCUAGUGUUAUCCGUUUGCUGGGGACAGCAUAAGCACUUCAUUGUACAGACCACGCCAGAGGGUCACUAUCGUUUCGAAGGAGCAGCGUUCCCGUCCGUGGCCGAGCUGAUAGCGUGGCAGAGGGCUAGCGGCGUGCCCGUGACGGCGCGUUCGGGCGCGUUACUGCGGCGCGCGGUGCCCAGAGAGAACUGGGAACUCAACAACGAUGAUGUACAACUGCUCGAUAAGAUUGGAAGGGGUAAUUUCGGUGACGUGUAUAAAGCGCGUCUGAAGACGACAGGACAGGAGGUAGCCGUGAAGACGUGUAGGGUUGCGCUACCAGAGGAGCAGAAGCGGACGUUCCUACAGGAGGGACGGAUCCUCAAGCAGUACCAGCACCCUAACAUCGUCCGGCUUAUUGGCAUCGCCGUACAGAAGCAACCCAUUAUGAUUGUCAUGGAGCUCGUUUCAGGAGGUUCUCUUCUCACAUACCUCCGUACGAGGGCAGCUGCGCUUAGUUCUCGCACGCUGAUGGCGAUGUGCCGGGACGCGGCGGGGGGCAUGCGGUACCUCGAGUCCAAGAACUGCAUUCACCGCGACCUCGCCGCCAGAAACUGCCUCGUCGGAGACGACAACAUUGUGAAAAUAUCAGACUUUGGCAUGUCUAGGGAAGAAGAGGAGUACAUAGUUUCCGGAGGAAUGAAACAAAUACCUAUCAAAUGGACGGCACCUGAGGCAUUGAAUUUCGGAAAAUACACUUCGCUAUGUGAUGUAUGGAGUUACGGAGUAUUGAUGUGGGAAAUAUUUGCAAAGGGAGACACGCCAUACGCGGGAAUGAGCAAUUCAAGGGCUAGAGAAAAAAUCGAUACCGGAUAUCGUAUGCCAGCACCGGAAGGAUGUCCCGAAGACGUGUACGCACUUAUGCUGAGGUGCUGGGAGUAUGAGCCUGAUAAGCGGCCGCAUUUCCACCAGAUAUACACUAUCAUAGACAGUAUAUACAAUAGAUAAGAAUUCAGUGCAAGAUAUUCUUCAGUGUCCGAAUAUUUUUAAGGUUACCGAAAUGCAUUUGAGUUCGUCGUUGCUUGGACAUCUUCGAGAAUUUUUUAAAAACAAAUUGUGUCUAAAAUUGUGUUUCAAAAAUGUUGGAAAAAGUAUUUUUUUGUUUACAAAGCCAAACAAUUUUAGUAAGUUUUACGCGCCUGCAAUAACACGAUUGCAGUUCGAACCUCGCGUUCGGGAUACUGUGCCUUUACGAUUUUCCAGUGUAAAAUUGCGUACAACACAUAAAAUGAAGGGCUCAUUUUCGUUUUCGAGAACAAUUUCGUUACACCAAUGCGAAGUGCCGAAACAUAAAUAAGUAAUGAUUUAUCUAAAUGACUAUUGGUAUUCGGGACUCAAUAAAUAUCUUUCGCAAAGAUACUACUUCUGAUAGGGAAUCAAACACUAAGUCCGUGUUGCAAUAAUCAGGGUAAUUAAACAGUCGACCAACAAAGCAAUGUUCAUCUCAGUUGUACACUGGAUUUGAAGAUAACCUUACCUUUGGCACAAUUUGCGGUAUUAUUUUUGUGCUAGUGGUGCCAUUACAGUAUUCAUUUUAAAAUCCAUGGACCAAUUUAACGACCAUUUAAAAUAUAAGGCGAUUUUAAAUUAUUAAAGUUAAAUAUAUAUUAAUACGUGAAGCAAAAACUUUGUAUCCCUUUUUACGAAAAUUGCGCGGACGGAGGAGUAUGAAAUUUUCCACACUUAUAGAGAAUAUAGAGAAGAAGUGCACAACGCUAAUUUUUUUUUUAAAUAAUGCAUAAAAGAUACAUUAAAUCAAUAAAGAAAUCAUUACACACACUACAAACCAUGUAUUUGACGCACACACGCAUGCAUGCGUUUUUGUCAAACUUUUGCUCUUGAUGUCUGUUGUCAAAAAUUUGUGAUUAUACAAACUUACAAUUCCAAUUAAUUAUAGUCGAAUUUCGACUACUGCGGGACCUCUAGUUAAAGUUAAAUCAAUCAAACCAUAUAAUAUUGGUUCUACCAGUAAGUACCUACGGACGCUUUUUAAAAUUAUUUUGAUUGUUUGUAAAUAACCUUUGAAAUUAUGAAUGAUCUGAAAUAACAACAACUGACAAUAUUAAAUCGCAAACUUCUUUUAUUAUGUCCGGAACCUUGAAAACUUUAGAAAAGAAGAUAAAAACAUUUUAUUUAAUAAAAAAAAAUGUAGGUAUAUACUGAUAAACUUUAAGUCAAAAUAUUUAUAAUUUACACUUACAUUCGCAGUACCUACGUACUGUAACAAUAAGGUGUGGAUCUCCUUCGAGUGGCUCUUUUUAAUCAAAAUUUAAACAUUACAACAUUUCAUUAGAGUGUUUUUAGUUCAUAAAUGUUAUUUUAACUAUAUUAAACCUUAUAUAUUGUUUAGUAUUAAUUCAUAAAAAUUUUAGAUAUUCAUAUUCAGAACGUGUUAGGAUUGUUAUGUAUUGUAAGAAAUGUAUGAAUUAAAUGCAAAUAUUCUAAAAAAAAUUGAGUUAUGUAAUUGACUAACCAUAUUAUGUUACACAAAAAACAAUAUAUGAGUCGUCUAUUAUUUAAUGCAGGUUUUGAACCGUAUUCUUUGAAGGAGACGAUUAUAUUCAAAUCAAUCUGUAUUGACAUAUCAAUAACAUUUUUUUCUCCAAAUGCACAGAUUGCCACCUUUGAUAAAGGUUAAUACUUAACCUGUUAUUUAUCUAAGAUGUCGUUCAGAAGAGUUUUGUGACUGCAAUGGAAUACAAAGUCAAUAAUUCGUUUUUCUGAUUUACCAAUAAUUGUCCAAAAGUCACAUUGCCGGCUUUGAUAAUAGUCGACUCAUAUGGCAGUAACACGAUCCAAACAUUUAAGUACGUAAGUGCAUAAGAUUAGACUAAUGAUUGUAAGGAAUUAAUGACUUUAUUUCAUCAGAAACAGACUUUAAUAAUAAACGUGAUGUAUGUUAGGAUUAGGAAUAAUUAGACCGUUUUACGUCAUUUUCAUUUUUUUUUUCAAAUGAAAGAACCAAUACACAGUGUAACUCAAGAUUAGUUACACUGCCUUUAAUAAUAUUAACGAAAAUAAUUAAAUUAACCCAAGUAUUGUUUAGUUUAUUUGUUGAAUGUUGCUCGGAUUUAAAAGAAUGUGAUAUUAUUAUGUGCUUCCACGAAUUUAAAAAAAAUAUCGUUAAAGGAAAAGUUUUUAUUUUAUUCAAUUUCGUUUUCUUGCCUCUUUUGGCGUUUUAAGCGCCAAUCGUUUUGGCGGUACAAAAAUUAUAUUAGAACAGAAAAAAAAGUGAGCAACUCGUAUUGAUAAAAAUAUAUUUUAUGUAAGGAACAAAAGUAUUUGAUAUGUAUGAUUUAUUGUAAAUAUCUUUUCGUACAAUAAAGUGCCAGAUAAUAGUAUAAA